CCUCUCUCACCCAUCUUCAUAUUUAUACAAUCCCUCACUCCCCAAUUUCCACUCAACAAAUUCUCCACUUUCCCAAUUUUACCAACUCCACUCCCUUCUCUCUCACCUUCAAUUACAAAACCAUGCAAAGCUUUGAACCCAACUUCACCUUUUCCACCUCAAUUUCACAACCAAUUCAAACUUCAGUUUCACAAUCUGAUAUCAGCAUCACUGAUUACCUUGUACCCCAACAAGAUCUUCGGUUUCAAUUUCAAUUUCAAGUUCCCAUGAUCAGCAAUAAUAACACACCAAUGAACCAACCCCACCUUCAAAUGCCUCAAAUUUCACAAUCUUUCUCCAAGCCUCCAAAGUCCUCAAACCUAAGCAACCGCAAACCCUCCUUGAAGAACAUCACAAUCCCUUCCAUAACCUCAGGUCUUGCAACAGCUAUGUCACAACACAUGGAUACAACAACAACUAUGUUUAGCAACAAUCAGAUUAGCUCUUUUUCUUCUUCAGAUGAUGCCAACAAUACCAAAGAGGAGAAGCACUAUAGAGGGGUUAGAAGAAGGCCUUGGGGUAAGUUUGCUGCUGAAAUUCGUGACCCUAAUAGAAAAGGGUCAAGGGUGUGGCUUGGAACCUUUGACACGGCCAUAGAAGCUGCUAAGGCUUAUGACAAAGCAGCUUUCAAGAUGAGAGGGAGCAAGGCUAUAUUGAACUUCCCUUUGGAGGUUGGGGAGUCAGAAGAAUCAGUUUCAAACUGCACCAUCAAGGUUGGUGUGAAGAGAGAGAGAGAGGAAGAGAGUGAAGGGAAACAAGGGAACAAGUAUGAUGAAGAAAGUAAUAAUUUUAAUAAUAACAAUAGUAAUAAGAUGGUGAAGAAAGAAGAGUGUUCUCCAAAAGGGGUAUGCCCUUUGACCCCCUCAUGUUGGAAAGGGUUUUGGGACACUGAUGUUAUGGGAACCAUCUUUAGUGUGCCUCCUUUGUCACCUUUGUCUCCACUAAUGGUUGUUUGAGAUUAUUAUGGCCUUCUGCUCUUCCAAUGAUGAUGUUCAGUGGCCAAAGGAUGAAAGAAUUGAAGAGAGGGAUGAUGCUGCUGAUUGUCCUCUCUGAUUUAGGAUAAUAAUUUUCCUAAAUCAAAAUGGUAGUAUGGUAGUAGUAGUACUAGAUUAUUUUGCUAUGGGUUUGUUUAAUGUAAAUAUAGGAUAGUAUGAAGCAAGAUUCCAAGAUUUUUUUGUUUGUUAUAAAAAAAAAAAAAAAAAAAAAUCUCAUGCUUAUCUUCUUCCCUUUGUUUGAUCAAAAUGCACUGUACUUGAAUCAAUAUUGAAAUUUGUUUAUUCGUUUAUUGGAGAA
Molecule: messenger RNA, 1332 nt
Organism: Cajanus cajan (pigeon pea)
Lineage: Eukaryota; Viridiplantae; Streptophyta; Magnoliopsida; Fabales; Fabaceae
Product: ethylene-responsive transcription factor ERF104
Biological process (GO): regulation of DNA-templated transcription; ethylene-activated signaling pathway
Molecular function (GO): DNA binding; DNA-binding transcription factor activity
Source: RefSeq, a predicted model, not a curated record